AGAUUCCAUUUCGCAGCGACGCGAAAAUUGGAAAACGUGCUUACGAUUCCAUUGGGACGAACGAGAAAUGGGAAUAAAAUGAAAUGGAGCAAAAGAGCAGAUAACGAUGUAUUUUUUGGUGGCAUGCCAGUACGCCAUGACCCUUGUGAUGGCGUUGACACCUGCCCAACGAAAUGCGAUGGUUGUUAGCAGGAAUCCUAAUCAGCGAUACGCUAACGAACUCUCGAACCGAUCCAGCCGCGACCCACCGACUCCGUUGCUUGAUUACGCGAAUUCGAAGGGAACACGUAGAAGGGCACUUGAAUCAUCGCAAGAAGAAAUUCCUGCAGAAGUCCAGCGAUCGAUUUCGAUGACCCAGGAAGCACUGCUAAUUGAGAGGCCGAAGGCGAGUAGUUCGUUUGAUAAUAGGACAAAAAAAUCGGAAAUCACGACAGCUGAUACCAUCUUCACGAAUACUGAUGAUCGGGGCUCGAGAUUUUUCGUUAACCAAGCGCUCGAACACGCAGGGUAUGAGAAAAGCGUCACUAAAAAUGGGAAAGAGCUCCAGACUGAAGCUAUGUCCUUGAAAAAGAGAGCAACGGGAAAUACUGCAGAAGAGAGUUCUAGUAGAAAGGAAACGACAGAAAUACUUAGUCGGAAGAUCGACGUUGUAUCGUCUAGUUCUACUGAUCUUAAGGAUAAAGAUGAAAUUGCAGUCAGUGAGAAUUCCCAGGAGUUUGAAAACACAUUCGUAACGCCUCUGCCAGCGCCAGAAGAGUCGUUCCCAUCGAUCGUUAACGAAAUCAGUAAUCACAGAUAUGAAGCAGCAGUGCCGAUUAUCAAAAGCACACCCUUGAAUCACAGACCAGAUAGUGUUAAUGUGGAGAAAGCAGAAUUUUCCCCAUCUCGAUUAGAACACUCUGUAUACAUUGGAGUAACACCGGACUCCAGUCAUUCGGAGGAACUGGCAUACGACACCUACAGCAGGAUAAGUAAUUCACGAUACGCCGGAAAAUAUACUUAUGGUUACCGAGUAACUGACCAUGAAACCGGAAAUGACUUUGGGCAUGAGGAACAUCGGCACGGUGAUAUUACUAAAGGACGAUACCACGUGUUGCUUCCGGAUGGAAGAAUACAGAAUGUCAACUACCAUGUUGACCACGAUGGAUAUCACGCGAAAGUAUCGUAUCACUAGAAUAAUUUAUAUUAAGUAAUUAUAUUGCCAUCACAAACCAACAUUUUCCUCAAAUUAAUAUCU
Messenger RNA from Belonocnema kinseyi, 1237 nucleotides. RefSeq lists its product as uncharacterized. NCBI's taxonomy places the organism in Eukaryota, Metazoa, Arthropoda, Insecta, Hymenoptera, Cynipidae. The record is from RefSeq and is a predicted model, not a curated record. The transcript has 4 exons. Bases 107 to 1174 code for a protein of 355 amino acids. Gene Ontology annotation, cellular component: extracellular matrix.